CGUCCCCCCCGCGCGGCCCGGAAGUUCCGCUCCGGGAGGCGGAAGCGGAGGCGGCCCCGGAGCAUGGCGGGGUUCGGGGUGGCGAACGAGCGGCUGCGGGCGCUGGAGGAGCUCGAGAGGGAGAUCGGGGCCUCCCUGCAGAGCGCGGGCUCGGUGAUCCUGGAGCUGUCCAAGGAGAAGCCCACGGAGCGGCACCUGGACCGCCAGGCCGCCCAGUUCGGCGCCGCCGUGGCCAAGGUGGAGGCCGAGCUGUCGGCGCAGAUCCGGUACCUCACCCAGGUGGCCACGGGGCAGCCCCACGAGGGCUCGAGCUACGCGGCCAGGAAGAGCUGCCAGCUGGCCCUGAACCGCCUGGACUACGCCCGGCGGCGCCUGGCAGAGCUGGCCCGCGCCUGCGAGCAGAUGCUGGAGCAGUGACAGCUGGGACAGCUGGGGACAGGAUGGGGACAGCCUGGACACUCUGGAGACAGCCUGGGACAACGCUGGACAACGAGGGACAGCCUGGGGACAGCCUGGGAUAACGAGGGACAACGAGGGGACGUUGUGGGGACCUCCCCAGGGCACCCCCAGAACACCCCCGGCCAUCAGAGACUGUGAAAGGGGACUUUGAUGGGGUGUGACACUCUGGGGACACCUUGGGGACACCUUGGGGACACUCUGGGACAACGUGGGACGCAGUGGGACAGCGUGGGACAACGAGGGGACAUCGUGGGGACACAGCCAGGACGCCCCUGAGGACACCAGGGAAGGGACACCGAAGCCUUCACUGGGGUGUGACAGCCUUGGGGACACCCUGGGGACACCCCAGGGCACCCCAGGGACACCUCUGAGCCUUGGGGACACCCUGGGGACACCCCCAGUGUCACCCCCCCUUUGGGGACACCCCCAGUGUCACCCCCAGCUGCCUUGUCCUGCCUCGGGGACACCCUGGGGACACCCCCAGGGACACCUUGGGCCCCCCCCCAAACCUGGGGACACCAAAAUAAAGGGACACCGCGGUGGCCUUGAGACAUCA
Molecule: messenger RNA, 1015 nt
Organism: Myiozetetes cayanensis
Lineage: Eukaryota; Metazoa; Chordata; Aves; Passeriformes; Tyrannidae
Gene: MED11
Product: mediator complex subunit 11
Exons: 3
Coding region: 64-417 (117 amino acids)
Biological process (GO): regulation of transcription by RNA polymerase II
Cellular component (GO): mediator complex
Molecular function (GO): transcription coregulator activity
Source: RefSeq, a predicted model, not a curated record